This is a messenger RNA of Paecilomyces variotii, 1640 nucleotides long. RefSeq names its product protein kinase. The coding region runs from base 63 to 1388 and encodes 441 amino acids. Gene Ontology annotation, molecular function: protein kinase activity; ATP binding. NCBI's taxonomy places the organism in Eukaryota, Fungi, Ascomycota, Eurotiomycetes, Eurotiales, Thermoascaceae. Gene Ontology annotation, biological process: spliceosomal complex assembly; regulation of mRNA processing; protein phosphorylation. The transcript is spliced from 5 exons. The record is from RefSeq and is a predicted model, not a curated record.
CCUAAACCCGUAGAUGACCAGUAUCGCUCCCUUUUUAACAAGGAUAGCCUCGACACCUUAAAAUGAGGUCGAUCAGAAAUGCAAUGAUGCGCCCUUUCUCCCCGCUUCGCAAGAAACCGAUCACGGUCCCUCCUCCAGUGCGCCUCGCAUCCAACGAAGAAUCUAUAGAUGAAGAGAUCUGCCCGGGCUAUAAUUCGAAGAAAUUCUACCCGGCAAGGCCAGGAGAGAUACUCGGCAAUCGCUAUCAAAUUCUUGUUAAGGUUGGCUGGGGGAUUUCAUCUACCACAUGGUUUGCUCGUGAUAUGCGGGGAUACAAAUGGGAACCAGAAAGCGUUGUAGCGUUAAAAGUAAUCAACGCCAACUCUCAUACAGAUGACGGUGAACGCAAAAUUGAAGAAUGCAUUGCUAAGACAGACGCGACUCAUCGCGGUCGUGCAUUGUUUCGAACAUACUUGGAGUGUUUCGAGGUGAACAGCCCAGAAGGAAAACAUCUAUGUCUAGCAUAUGAGCCCAUGAGGGAGCCGAUCUGGCUUUUCCAGAGGCGUUUCAAAGAUGGGAAAAUUCCCCUUCCACUCGUCAAGACAUACAUUCGUUUUCUUUUGAUAGGUUUGGAUUAUCUUCACACAGCAUGCAGUGUUGUCCAUGCCGAUCUAAAACUUGAUAAUAUCAUGAUCACGUUCGAAGACCCUGCUGUCCUUAGCGACUUCAUGAAUUCUCAGCUCGACAUACCGAUGCAGUACAAAACUGACCCUUCGGGCAGACCCAUCUAUCUCUGUCAGAACGACUUCGGUCCUCUGAGGAAACUGAGUAGUAUACCAAAGAUAAUUGAUUUUGGACUGUCUACGAGACUAGAUAAACAGGAUGACUACGGUGUAUACCCUAUCCAGCCAGAUCACUAUCGUGCACCAGAAGUUAUCCUUGGCUGCCGCUGGAAUAUGAGCGCAGACAUAUGGAACUUGGGUAUUCUUCUCUGGGAUCUCAUUCAGGGUAAAGAGCUAUUCCAGCAGGUCUACGAUGCGCAAGGCCGUUACGUUGCAAAAGCGCAUCUCGCAGAAAUGAUCGCGUUACUCGGGCCCCCUCCUCCUGAACUGGUUUCACGGACCUACUCCUUAUCCGGUUGCAAAUGGCCUGAGCCAGUGAAGAGAGAAGAUGGCAGAGUCUGUGAAACUGCAGAGCAAUAUUUUGGUGGUCCUUUUUUUGACGAAGAUGGUAACUUUUUGCACCAAGACCUAAUCCCAGACCGGAAACUGGCAGAUACACUUCCCUCUCUAGAAGAUAAGGAACGGGAAGAUUUCUUGUCCUUCGCAAAGAUGAUGCUUGCUUGGCUCCCAGAGGAAAGGGAGAUGGCACGUCAAUUGGCGAAACAUCCAUUUCUUCAGCUGAAAUGAGAGUACAUGGUGAUUAUUGUCAUCUAUCCACAUUCGGAUGGAUAGUCACUUAUAGGGAAUCAUGCGUUUCUCUUCCUCGCUUUUUUUCAUGUCAAGUGUCAGUGUAUAUUGGUAAUAGAGUAUGCCAUUAUUGUGAGGGUUUAUAUUCGAUCCUACAAGACGGAAUUCAGUAGUCAUAUUGAACCAUCUAGCAGAUUGCUUGCUUGAAGACUAGUUCUAGGGAGGGAAGGGUGGUUGACCUCGUAUUGUCAC